AUGAAGAGGUUUGGAAGGAUCAGGCAUGUGGCCGUGAGCAGUGCUGAUUAUAACCUGAGCUGGACGGAGAGCGGUCGGGGCCAGUUCUCCGUCAGCACCAACCUCAGCGUCAAAGCCGCCUCCAGCUGCGACGUCCAGUGUGCGGUGUCAGUGUCGGCCAUGACAGCUCCACUCCGCAGCACGGUGCGCCUCACUGUGGUUGCAGAGGUGCUGGAUACGGGCGACCUCACCGUUGCCGUGGCGUUGCUGGGCUCUCUCUCCGCUCUGCUGUUGCUCGCCCUGCUCUGCGUCGCCACUGUCCUCUGCCUCAGAACUAGAGGAAGAACGAUCCACAGCGGCUAA
Molecule: messenger RNA, 342 nt
Organism: Knipowitschia caucasica
Lineage: Eukaryota; Metazoa; Chordata; Actinopteri; Gobiiformes; Gobiidae
Source: the annotation of a GenBank genome assembly